AUGCCUACAUACGUGAACCUGAGUACUACUACAUGGUCAGCUCCAAUUGUGUGGCACAACACUUACAAUGAGUCGGCCUUGGAAAAUUAUUAUGCAGAGCAUAAAAUUACCGUGGGGUUGACAGUGUUUGCUGUGGGAAGAUAUAUUGAUUUCUAUUUGACCGAAUUUUUGUCUUCUGCUGAUAAGUUUUUUAUGGUUGGCCAGAGAGUCAUAAUUUAUGUCAUGUUAGAUGACUUCUCUAAGAUGCCUUUGAUACAUCUGGGUCGCUUCCGUACCUACAAAGUUUUUGAAAUUAAACGAGAGAGGAGAUGGCAAGAUAUCAGCAUGAUGCGCAUGAAGACCAUCAGUGAACACAUUGUUGAUCACAUCCAAUAUGAAGUUGACUUCCUCUUCUGCAUGGAUGUGGAUCAAUUCUUCAAAAACAAAUACGGACUGGAGACUCUGGGAGAGUCAGUAGCUCAGUUACAUACUUACUGGUAUCAGACAAAUCCCGAUAAGUUACCUUAUGAGAGAAAUCAGUUAUCAAAGGCUUAUAUACCUAUGGGUGAGGGAGAUUUUUAUUACCAUGCUGCUGUUUUUGGGGGCACUACCAUUCAGGUUCUUGAUAUUGUCAGGGAGUGUGCCAAGGGAAUAAUGAAGGACAAGAAAAAUAACAUUGAAGCAGUGUGGCAUGAUGAAAGUCACUUAAACAAGUAUUUCUUUCUUCAUAAACCCACUAAACUCUUGUCACCAGAAUACUGCUGGGAUAAUCUUCAAAAGGAUUCUAAUAUUAAAAUUAUCAAACUCACUUGGAAUUUUAAGAAUUAUAACCUUACCAGAGAGCUACCAUAA
Molecule: messenger RNA, 831 nt
Organism: Lepus europaeus (European hare)
Lineage: Eukaryota; Metazoa; Chordata; Mammalia; Lagomorpha; Leporidae
Product: N-acetyllactosaminide alpha-1,3-galactosyltransferase-like
Exons: 3
Coding region: 1-831 (276 amino acids)
Biological process (GO): carbohydrate metabolic process
Cellular component (GO): Golgi apparatus; vesicle; membrane
Molecular function (GO): hexosyltransferase activity
Source: RefSeq, a predicted model, not a curated record